UUAGCGUCGCACAGACGCGCUCUCCACAGGCUCCCCUUACUUAAUAGCCAUUUCGCUCCUUCGCGGAAGUUCGAUAUUCCGAUAUCUCGAUAGUUCAAUAGUUAAUAGUGCAAUAGUUCUUGAGGCCACCGGCAAAAUGGUGCACACUAACGAGCAGAACGAGGAUCAGCUAAUGGUCAAGCGGGUUCAAGAGCUGCAGGAGUGGGCCAAGAACCAGACACAGUUGCCGCCGAAUAUAUCCUGCCUGCUGCUGCGCCGCUUUCUGCACACGACGCGCGGCGAUCUGUCCGCCGCCCAGCGCCUCAUCGAGCACAACUAUGGACUGCGGAACAAGCAUGCCAACAUCUUCAUCGACCGGGAUCCCCUGGAUGCCAGCUCCCAGCAGUUGCUGCAAGUGGCUGAUCUUGUGCCGUUGCCCGGCCUGACACCGGAGAACAACAAGCUGCUCUUUUACCGCCUCAUUGACUUUGAUGCCGAUAAGUUCAACUUUACCGCUGGAAUCAAGGUGUUCUUCAUGGUGGCCGACUGCCGCUUUGCCACCGAGGACAAGGAGCGUUUAUCCGAUGGCGAGAUUCCCAUUUUCGACAUGGCAGGCUAUACGCUGCGCCAUCUUACCAAGACGGCACUCGGUGCCCUGCGCGUCUACAUGAAGUUCGUCCAGGAGGCGCAUCCGGUGCGGCUCAGGGAGAUCCAUGUGCUGAAUUGCCCCUCUUACGUGGACAAGGUGAUGGCCGUGGUGAAGCCAUUUAUCAAGAGCGAGGUCUUCAAGCUGAUCCACUUCCAUUUGCCGGGGGCAGAGACGCCAUACCGGCACUUUCCGCGCUCCAUGCUGCCGGAGGAGUAUGGCGGCGAGGCGGGCAAAAUGGCUGACCUGAAGGCCAAGUGGAUGCAGUUGCUCAAGGAGCAAAGGGACUAUCUGAUGGAUGCGCAAAACUGGCAGAUGAACAAGCUCAAAAAGGGCAGCCGUGGCAAGUCCCACGAUGCUGCAGCCUCGCAGAUUUCACAAAAUCUUCGCAGCCUGGAAAUAGAUUAAAUAAUUGGAGUUAAAUAUGUUAUCUUUAAUUACAUGUUAAAUUAAUGACUUAAUUUUUUCGGUUGGAACCGAUAUUUAAGUUUUAGAGGGUAUAUAUGUAUAUCGUGUUUAUGGGAAAUCGUAGGGGAAACUCGUUAGUUUUUUAUGGAGUUUUUGUUUGUUUUUCUUUUUUUCUGAUUCAAUUCCCCAGCUGGGCUUGGGUUUAUGUUAAUAAAUAUGUUUAUUAUAUGUUUUAAGGUUAUUAUAUAUUUAUUGCAAUGUAAAUAUGUUGGUAAACAAGUGUGCUUUGUUUUUAUUUUAUGCAAAUAAAUGGAAAUAAUGGAAAA
This is a messenger RNA of Drosophila kikkawai, 1359 nucleotides long. RefSeq names its product alpha-tocopherol transfer protein. The record is from RefSeq and is a predicted model, not a curated record. Gene Ontology annotation, molecular function: phosphatidylinositol bisphosphate binding. NCBI's taxonomy places the organism in Eukaryota, Metazoa, Arthropoda, Insecta, Diptera, Drosophilidae. Gene Ontology annotation, cellular component: membrane.